Macrobrachium nipponense is the source of this 3129-nucleotide messenger RNA. RefSeq names its product cryptochrome-1-like. Gene Ontology annotation, cellular component: nucleus; cytoplasm. Gene Ontology annotation, molecular function: FAD binding; DNA binding. Gene Ontology annotation, biological process: circadian regulation of gene expression; entrainment of circadian clock by photoperiod. Bases 1 to 1590 code for a protein of 529 amino acids. NCBI's taxonomy places the organism in Eukaryota, Metazoa, Arthropoda, Malacostraca, Decapoda, Palaemonidae. The transcript has 11 exons. The record is from RefSeq and is a predicted model, not a curated record.
AUGGCCUCUAAACGUUCUGCUUCUCCUAGAGCUUCUGGCAAAGAGCCUAAGCAUCAGAGGCCCUUACAGUUAAUGAGUACUGAGGAGAAAAUAGAUGUGAUAGUCAUGUUAAGAGAGCGCAGAAGUCAUGGAGAAGUAGCAGCCCAUUACUGCAUGACUGAAAGUGCAGUCGCCUGCAUUGAGACUGAAUAUGAGCAAGCUUUUACUAGAUUUGCCCCUGUUACUAUACAAAUUACUUUUCAAAAUUUUGUGUCAGCACUGUACUUUUAUUACCUUUACUUUCAACUACUAGGAACAAAGGUGGCAGCUUACAAUCGCAUACGCUUUCUGACAGACGCUCUAGGGGAUUUAGAUAGCUAUUUCAGGAAACAAGGAUCACAGCUUCAUGUCUUUAAAGGUGAUCCAGUAGAGAUAUUUCGAAUGCUUCACAAGAACUGUGGAAUGUCACGAUUAACAUUUGAACAGCAUGUGUCUUCUUUACUUGGACUGCCGCCUCGUCCCUCACCCUACCCUGACUGGACUGAUGUGUUUUUUGGUGAAAUAACUGAUGGUUUAGCUGGAAAACUUGGGCUGUGUCCCAAAAUCCCAACUCCAGAAGAGCUUGGAUUUUUUCAAGAGUGUGACGAGGCCUGUCCAUAUGUAGGUGGAGAAACUGCUGCACUGAAACAUUUAGAAGAGCGUUUAAGAGUAGAAGAAGAUGCAUUUCGGGAUGGAUAUAUAUUGCCCAAUCAAGUUAAUCCAGAUAUACUUGGUCCUCCAAUGAGCAUGUCAGCUGCACUUAGGUUUGGCUGUCUUUCUGUGAGAAAGUUUUUCUGGGAAGUACAAGAAGUUUACUUUAAAUUGCAUAAAGGGUUGCCUCCCCCAUCUCAUUCACUCACAGCACAGCUUAUAUGGCGAGAAUUCUUUUAUUGUAUGUCUGCAAAGAAUCCAAAGUAUGACAAAAUGAAGGGUAACCCUAUAUGCAUAGAUAUCCCAUGGUAUGAAGAUGAAGAGCACUUUAACGCAUGGAAAGAUGGACGAACGGGCUACCCCUUCAUUGAUGCGUCCAUGAGACAGCUUCGCAAAGAAGGUUGGAUUCAUCAUGUCUGCCGAACAGCUGUGGCAUGUUUUUUGACAAGAGGUGAUCUGUGGAUCAGCUGGGAAAAAGGACUCCAGGUUUUCUUGAAAUAUCUGAUAGAUGCUGAUUGGUCUGUGUCUGCUGGAAACUGGAUGUGGGUAAGCUCAUCAGCUUUUGAACGACAGCUAGACUGUUCCACUUGCAUUUGCCCUGUUAAUUAUGGAAGGAGAGUAGAACCAACAGGAGACUACAUAAGGCGUUAUGUGCCGGAGAUAGCAAACUUCCCCCAAGAAUACAUAUUUGAGCCUUGGUUGGCUCCAUUAGCAAUACAGAAGAAAUACAACUGUAUCAUUGGUAAAGACUAUCCAGAACGUGUUGUUAUUCAUGAAGUUGUCUCAAAGGAGAAUCGAAAGAUGAUGGAAAAUAUAAGUCAGAGAAUGAAAGAAGCACCCCCACAUUGCUGUCCAUCAAAUGUGAAAGAGACAAGGUUAUUUCUUCGCCUCCCCCAGUCUUGUUUCCACAAUGUGCUGUAGCCUGGGGGCAAAAUCACUCAUCAGCACCUCACACAAAGCAAACAAUUUUCCUUUUAGACCUCAAAAGAUUCCUAAGAGAGGUUUUGGAUUAUGGGAUGUCAAUAUCAAUGUAUUGAAACCUAUUACAGUUUCUGGAACUACCAGCCAAAGUGUAUCCCUGCCAAAUUCAUGUUUCUUUAAUGUUAUAUAGUUGCUAAUUUUAAUAUUCAUACAGUUUCUUUCUUUCAUCACAAUUUUUCUUUUUUCUUUCGUUCAUUCUGCAAUUAUAAUAAUUGUAGGCCUGAAAUAUUUAUUUGUGGUAUUUUAUUUAGUCAAAGACUUGGUCUAUUAGAAGGCAGCUGUGAGUGAAUAUUGAAUCAUUAGAUGAGUUUCAUGAUCAUAAAAUGUUUGUAAUAGUGUUCCUAAUAGCUAUGAAUUUCUUUUAGUUUUUGUAGAUCUAAUGUCACAGAUAAAUUAAGAAAUUUUUCUACAUUAGAUGAGUUUCAUGAUCAUAAAAUGUUUGUAAUAGUGUUCCUAAUAGCUAUGAAUUUCCUUUAGUUUUUCUAGAUCUAAUGUCACAGAUAAAUUAAGAAAUUUUUCUACAAACAUGAGUAUUGUGGCAUUAUAAAUAUAUAGCAUUACAGUAAAGUGGAAAAAUUAGAUGUGAAAUUAUGUUGUACUUUCAUGUUCUGUGUUAUAUGCUUACAGUGUCUAAAAACCUGAAUAUUAAGUGUUGCUUUAAAGAUGUCAGAGCAGCAUCUUUAUAGAUAAAUAACCUCCCAAGCCUUAAGCGUAAAUUAUCUCAUGUUGGUAGUAACAUAGAUAAUGAUUUCGCAGGAGUACAGUAUUAUAUUUUAUUAUUGUGUACUAUUAUAUAUUAUAUAGUAUAAAGUUGUUGAAUUAGUCCAAAUAGUCUCAUUUCUGGAUUCCUAAGGUUGGCCUGAUUGAUGGAUUUGUUUCCAAUCAAUAGGUAUAUAUGGAUUAAGAGACAGUAAUGCAGCUGAACCCUGUAGGCAGAAACCCCCUGAGUGGAAGCAUUAUGCCUUUAAAUUAGAAGCGGUUGCAUAGUCAUUGCUUUCCUUUGCCAAAUGUGCAAAGAUUAAAGGAGACUUGAAUUACCAAAAACUAUCGAUUUAUUUGUAAAUUAGCAAGAAUUGUUUUAUUUUUAGUGUUUAACUUGUAAUAAGUCACAGUCAACUGUUAAUGAGAUCAGUAUAUUCAAAGCUAUUAUCAAAAAAGGAUUUUUAUCUUCAUCUCUGUCUAUGGGGAGGUUGUAUGAGUACCCAAACAAUUGCAUGAUUGUAGGAUACAGUAUGCAUGUGAAAUUAUGUUGUACUUUCAUGUUCUGUGUUAUAUGCUAACAGUGUCCAAAAACCUGGAUAUUAGUGUUGCUUUUAAAGAUGUCAGAGCAGCAUCUUUAUAGAUAAAUAACCUGCCAAACCUUAUGCGUAAAUUAUCUCAUGUUGGUAGUAACAUAGAUAAUGAUUUCGCAGGAGUACAGUAUUAUAUUUUAUUACUGUGUACUAUUAUAUAUUAUAUAGUAUAAAGUUGUUGAAUUAG